CGAACGCUAAUUUUACUCAUUUAACUGCGGGAACAGAGUGAGUUAAAAGCAAGAGGAUGAUGUCGAAGUUGAAGCUUCAGUGAAGUGUGUGAAUCCAAUGUGAUUUACGAACAACCGGUUUAAUUCAUUAAUCACAGCCGUUCAAACUUUCCUGAUGUGAAGGAGACAGCUAAACUCUGUAACAGAAGAUGUUAUAAUGGAGGUUUCUCUUUGUAUCCUGCUCUUUUUACUGCACUUCAAUGAGGGAAUUCAUGGGGUACGCUUCACCAAAAACCCUUCCAACCAAACGGUGACUCAGGGUAACAUGGUCCGGCUGGGCUGUGCCUUUGAGGGUUUGAGUGAACCAGAGAUUAUCUGGAUGAAGGAUGGAGAGAAGCUCUUCAGCACUGAUCAGAUGUACAUCACACUGGAUCCAUAUCACUGGGAAACCUUUCACAGUGUUAAAUCUGUGCAGCAACAAGACGCUGGAAAGUACUGGUGUGAAGUUGAAUAUCACGGCGCAAUCAUUUCCUCUGAGCCUGCUUGGAUUACAGUAGCAGGUGUGCCUCAUUUUGGCGUAGAACCUGAGGAUGUGGCUGCAUUUGCAGGGGAGUCGUUCAAUCUGACGUGUGCUGCUUCAGGCCCUCCAGAGCCUGUGGAGGUGCUGUGGUGGCUGGGGGGUGAACAGAAUGGCGAUUUUACACCCUCCCCAUCAGUUCUCUUUGUUAAAGGUGUGAAUGAGAGUAUAAAGUUUCACUGCGAGGCCAAGAACGCUCGAGGCAUCUCCGUGUCCCGCACAGGCACUGUGCACAUUAAAGCCCGGCCUGAUUCCCCUCGGGACGUACAGGUUCAUCAUGUGUCGGAUUUUAACAUAACUUUAACAUGGAGUCCAGGUUUCACUGGGCAUUCGCAGCUUUCCACCUGCACUAUACAGUUGUCAAGGGGACCUGGAAAGAAGGUCAAGCUUCCUGAUGUGGUUGUGGAAGUUCCUCCAUUCCAGCACGUGUUUGAAGGGCUUCGCAGCUACUCGAAUUACAGUGUGAGAGUCCGGUGUGAUAAUGAGGUGGGCUCUUCCCCCUUCUCUCCCUGGGUGGACUUUCACACUCCACAGGCAGCACCGUCAGCAGCUCCAAAGAACUUUACCUUUGACCUCAGCGAGCAGCAGCUCACUCUGUCCUGGGCGACGCUGGAACAGGAGGAGCUUCGAGGAAGAUUACUGGCUUAUAAACUGCAGUGGAACCAAGGAGGAGAGAGUCAGGAUCCCUUACUGUUUAAGGAGAAUGUUGCCCAUCUUUCGGGUGCAGGGCGCUUCUUUAACGCCACCUUCCAGGUUGCAGCGUGCACAAUGGCAGGAUGUGGCCCGUGGAGUCAGCCUGUUCUUGUUAUGCCUGUGUCAGCCAUGCAGGCUCAGACACAGAGGGGCCACAUGUGGGUGGGCCUGCUUUUCGGGCUUCUUGUGGCCACCAUGGUGGGACUCUUGUUGAUUGUAUUGAUACGAAACCGAGGCAAAGAGACACAGUUUGGGUCUGCAUUCGCAGCUCAAGGAGCGGAAGUACCGGUUUCCUUCACAGCUGCAAGGUCCUUCAACAGGCAGUUCCCCGAGCUCCCAGAAUCCACAUUGGACAGUCUGGGAAUCAACAGUGAUUUGAAGGCCAAGUUACAGGAUGUUCUCAUCUCCGAAAGGCUCUUAACUCUGGGACGCAUGCUAGGAAAAGGGGAGUUUGGCUCUGUGAGAGAAGCUUUCCUCAAAUCCGAGAACAACUCUGGGCAGAAGGUUGCUGUGAAAGUCCUAAAAACGGACAUUAAUUCAUCCAGUGACAUUGAGCAAUGCCUGAAAGAAGCUGCCUAUAUGAAGGACUUCCACCAUCCCAAUGUCAUUCAGCUUAUAGGUGUGAGUUUGCACAGAAGAGCCCAGCAGCGUCUGCCUGUUCCUAUGGUCAUCCUGCCCUUCAUGAAACAUGGAGAUCUCCACACGUUUCUUCUCAUGUCUCGUCUCGGAGAUGAACCUUUUACUGUUUCUCAGCAAAUUCUCAUCCAGUUCAUGCUGGAUAUCGCUCGAGGGAUGGAGUAUCUAAGCAACAAAAACAUCAUCCAUCGGGAUUUGGCUGCGCGCAACUGCAUGUUGAAUGAAAACAUGAGCGUAUGUGUAGCAGAUUUUGGUCUCUCGAAGAAAAUCUACAGCGGUGACUACUAUAGGCAAGGCUCUGUCUCCAAAUUGCCUGUAAAGUGGAUUGCUUUGGAAAGCCUGGCUGAUAAUGUCUACACAACACAGAGUGAUGUGUGGGCGUUUGGUGUGACUAUGUGGGAGAUCAUGACUAGAGGUCAAACACCUUACCCAGGAGUGGAGAACUCUGAGAUCUACGAGUAUCUUAUCAAGGGAGAAAGACUAAAGCAGCCGCCGGACUGCCCUGCUGACAUUUACGAAAUCAUGCACAGCUGUUGGUCUCCAGUGCCUAAAUGCCGCCCCAGUUUCCAGCACCUCAUUGACCAAUUGGAGCUCCUGUGGGCGAAGUUGAAUCCUGCUCCUGUAAAAGAGCCAUUGCUGUAUGUCAACCUUGAGGAGGAAGAUGGAGAACAGGCUAAUAGCGGGACCCGGAGCAGUGAGGAGCCCUCAUGGGGCGUCCCGUGGCAGUGUGCAGGUAUUGAGGAAGACGAAAAAGAUUGGUUAAUGGUGUCAUCGGGAGCUGCUCUUGCUAUUGGUGGAGAUUACCGGUACAUCAUUGGCCCGUCUGUUAGCGCCAUUGAUGAAGAGAGCAGACAUUCUGACGACGGACUAUCGGAGGAUAUCAGGGAAGAAGAAGAGGAUGUUAUUAUUAAUGUGUGAUUUAUACUGUUGAAGUCUGAAUUAUUAGCCCACCUGUUUAUUUUUCCCCUAAUUUCUGUUUAACAGAGAGGAGAUUUCUACAACACAUUUCUAAAUAUGAUAGUUUUAAUAACUGAUUUCUUUUAUCUUUGCCAUGAUGACAGUACAUCAUAUUUGACUAGAUAUUUUUCAGGAUACUAGUAUUCAGCUUAAAGUGCAUUUAGGGGGCUUUCACACCUGCCUUAUUUAGUUCGAUUGAAUCGCACUAGAGUUUGUUUCCCCUUUUGGUACGGUUCGUUUGGGCAGGUGAGAAUGCCGUACUCGAGUGCGCACCAAAAGCGGACCAAAUAAGCGUACCGAGACCUGCUUGAAGAGGUGGUCUUGGAACGCUUUCAAACGAACCCUGGAGCAGCUGCUUUGUUGUGAGAAUAUGAUCCGUACUAAAACAGGUCCAACCGCAAAAAUUACUGCGCGUUUUGGACUAAUUCAGCUGCAGUAGGCCGAUGCGCUGUGCAUUAUGGGAUAUGGAGGAAAAAUAUUUGUUGACAGCGCUUUACCAACAGAGAGAGAGAGAGAGGGUAAAACAUUAUCUGAUGGAUCGUUGGUAAUAUUUCCGCAAGAUGACCAUGUCGCAAUUUAGCUAAAUUAAUUCACGCCUCCUCCUGAAGUGAUGAGCGAUGCAUUAAACACUGUUUUCCAGCCGUGGCCGCG
Danio rerio (zebrafish) is the source of this 3493-nucleotide messenger RNA. RefSeq names its product TYRO3 protein tyrosine kinase (gene tyro3). The record is from RefSeq and is marked validated. Lineage: Eukaryota; Metazoa; Chordata; Actinopteri; Cypriniformes; Danionidae. Gene Ontology annotation, molecular function: nucleotide binding; protein kinase activity; transferase activity. Gene Ontology annotation, cellular component: plasma membrane.